Molecule: messenger RNA, 3466 nt
Organism: Pipistrellus kuhlii (Kuhl's pipistrelle)
Lineage: Eukaryota; Metazoa; Chordata; Mammalia; Chiroptera; Vespertilionidae
Gene: CDK19
Product: cyclin dependent kinase 19
Exons: 15
Coding region: 300-1919 (539 amino acids)
Biological process (GO): protein phosphorylation
Cellular component (GO): nucleus; mediator complex; cytosol
Molecular function (GO): RNA polymerase II CTD heptapeptide repeat kinase activity; ATP binding; cyclin-dependent protein serine/threonine kinase activity
Source: RefSeq, a predicted model, not a curated record
CCAAAACAAGGAAAUGAAGGGGGGAGGCGGGACUGGGGGUGUUUGCUGGAGCCGCCGCCACCGCCGCGGAGGAGGAGGAGGAGAAGGAGGAGGAGGUGGCUGCGGGGACCGCCGAGGAAUCCCCUGCUGAAGGCGGCCCGCGGGGCGGCGGGUGUCGCGCGCGUGUGUGUGUGCGCGCGCCCGGCUGGCGGCUGUUGGCGAAGUGGAGCGGCGGCCGCGGGGGGGAGGAGGAGGAGGAGGAGGAGGAGGGACUGAGCGGCGGCCCCCGCGUCCCGGUGCCUCUAUGGGGGAAGCAGACAAUGGAUUAUGACUUCAAGGCGAAGCUGGCGGCGGAGCGGGAGCGGGUGGAGGAUUUGUUUGAGUACGAAGGGUGCAAAGUGGGACGCGGCACCUACGGGCACGUCUACAAGGCGAGGCGGAAAGAUGGAUUCCAGGAGGGCUUCGUGUAUGGACCUCAAGCGUUGGAGGUUGCAGACUUUUCAGCAGAAGAAUUGCUUGCAUCAAGAGUUUUUCAGAACAUAGUGUCUCAGAGGGAAAGAAAAGAUGAAAAGGAAUAUGCAUUGAAGCAAAUUGAAGGCACAGGAAUAUCCAUGUCGGCUUGUAGAGAGAUUGCACUUUUACGAGAAUUGAAGCAUCCCAAUGUGAUCGCAUUGCAGAAGGUGUUCCUUUCUCACAGUGACAGGAAGGUGUGGCUGCUGUUUGACUAUGCAGAACAUGAUUUGUGGCAUAUUAUUAAGUUUCACCGUGCAUCAAAAGCAAAUAAAAAGCCCAUGCAGUUGCCAAGAUCUAUGGUUAAAUCAUUACUUUAUCAGAUUCUUGAUGGUAUCCAUUACCUCCAUGCAAAUUGGGUGCUUCACAGAGAUCUGAAACCAGCAAAUAUCCUAGUAAUGGGAGAAGGUCCUGAGAGGGGGAGAGUCAAAAUAGCUGACAUGGGUUUUGCCAGAUUAUUCAAUUCUCCUCUAAAGCCGCUAGCAGAUUUGGAUCCAGUAGUUGUGACUUUUUGGUAUCGGGCUCCAGAACUUUUGCUUGGUGCAAGGCAUUAUACAAAAGCCAUUGAUAUAUGGGCAAUAGGUUGCAUAUUUGCUGAAUUGUUGACUUCAGAGCCAAUUUUUCACUGUCGUCAGGAAGAUAUAAAAACAAGUAAUCCCUUUCAUCAUGAUCAACUCGAUCGGAUAUUUAGUGUCAUGGGGUUUCCUGCAGAUAAAGACUGGGAAGAUAUUAGAAAGAUGCCAGAAUACCCCACACUUCAAAAAGACUUUAGAAGAACAACAUACGCCAACAGUAGCCUCAUAAAGUACAUGGAAAAACACAAGGUCAAGCCUGACAGCAAAGUGUUCCUCUUGCUUCAGAAACUCCUCACUAUGGAUCCAACUAAGAGAAUCACCUCAGAACAAGCUCUGCAGGACCCCUAUUUUCAGGAGGACCCCUUGCCAACACUGGAUGUGUUUGCUGGCUGCCAGAUUCCAUACCCCAAACGAGAAUUCCUAAAUGAAGAUGAACCUGAAGAGAAAGGUGAUAAGAAUCAGCAACAGCAACAGAACCAACAUCAGCAGCCCACGGUCCCUCCAGCACAGACAGCAGCACCUCCGCAGGCGCCCCCUCAGCAGCAGAGCAGCAGCCAGACCAAUGGGACUGCAGGAGGGGCCGGGGCCGGGGCCGGGGGCACCGCAGCAGGGCUGCAGCACAGUCAGGACUCGGGCCUCAACCAGGUGCCUCCCAGCAAGAAGCCACGGCUGGGGCCUUCAGGCGCAAACUCAGGCGGGCCUGUCAUGCCCUCAGAGUAUCAGCACUCCAGUUCGCGCCUGAAUUACCAAAGCAGUGUUCAGGGAUCCUCUCAGUCCCAGAGCACACUAGGCUACUCCUCCUCAUCUCAGCAGAGCACCCAGUACCACCCAUCUCACCAGGCCCAUCGGUACUGACUCCCGCAGCCCAGAGCAGACUCCAGCAAUAUGAUGUCCGCAUUGAAGAGAACAAAAAAUGCAAAAACUAUGAUGCCAUGUAAAACUUACCCAUGUGGGAGGAAGACUGUCUUCUGAGCAUCUUGCAAGGACUGAUGUCUCUUCUUGAUUGACUUAAAGAAGAUUUUUGUGAAGUUUCCCCAGCACCCUUUCCCUGCAUGUGCUCCAUUGUGACUUCUCUGAUCGGGCAUCUGAUCUAAUCCCAGCACUUACCUUCUGUAACCUUCAGCAUUUUUUUUGAAGGAUUUCCUGGUGCACCUUUCUCAUGCUGUAGCAAUCACCAUGAUUUAUCUUUUCAAAGCUCUUUUAAUAGGAUUUUAAUGUUCUAGAAUCAGGACUCCAGUGGUGUACAUAGUUUUAUACUUCAUCAACUAACCUAGCAACACAGGUAAAAACGUACCUUUUAAAGCACUACGUUGUUUUCAUAAAAUAUAACUGUUUUGCUCAUGGAAGUCUUAAACAGAAAUUGUUACUGUCCCAAAGUACUUUACUAUUACGUAUGUUCUUAUUUAUCUAGUUUCAGGGAAGGUCUUAUAAAAAGACAAGUGGUGGGACAGAGGGAGCCUACAACCAAAAACAGCCUACAUCUUCGAAGUUAGUAUGCUUCAUGCAAUGAAUAACUGAAGUGUGUGAUAUUUUUUAUGUAAUCAUUUACAUGGAACUUAGUUCCUAGGAUCAUCCUGAGCAGUAGUCAGUAUUGAAGAAUUAUAAAUUUAACUUCCUGUAGCUAAGUCUGUGUUAAAAGGGUUUUGAGAGCUUUGAUGAAAUGCAGUCUUCUGGUGACCUGCACCAGAGAGCUGGAGAACAGAACUGCACUAGGAUUCUUUAAGGAGCAGUGCUGAUCAGAGGAUGUAUUACUUUCCUUUGAAGGAAAAGCUCCUAGUGUGUAUUGUACAUAAAGUUGGCUUCUCUAAAGAGCUGUUGUUUUCUUCACAUGUGGCCCAUCUUGAGUAACUUUCUUACAUAAUCAAGGGUACUCGACAGAAGCCUGCCGAUGAUUCUGCUUUUAAAAUAAAGAGCAGUGUUCUCCAUUUGUAUUUGCAUUAGAAUAUAGAGUGACUAUUUUUAAGGCAUGUUAAAAAUUUAGGUUUUAUUCAUGUUUAAAGUAUGUAUUAUGUAUGCAUAAUGUUGCUGUUGUUACUGAAACGUAAUUCUAUCAAGAAUCUUCAUUGCACUGAAUACUUUCUUUUGCCCCUAGGGGAAAACUAAUAAUUGUGCCUAAAAAACUAUGGGCAGAUAGAUAGUAUACAACUAAACUAGAUAAAGUGCAUAUUUGCAUUUCCAUGAUCUAUGAAUCGGAGGCCGAGUUCUUUCUCAGUCAGUGAAAAGAACCCCUCACUCCCCAGAGUCACAAAGAAAUGCAGACGCAGAGCUCUCCUUGUAAUGUAAUGGACAGGACUUUUGUGUUCUCUGAAGGCUACUUGUAGCACCAGCCUUGUUUUAAACAUUUUCUUAGCUAGGAGAAAUAGCUGAUUGUUGUAUAUUCAAGUUAUAAGCAUUUUUUAAAA